AUGUCUCAUGUCACGGAUAUGAAAUAUCUUUUUAAUAGGUUAUUUUCUAUGAAAAAUGGGUUUAAUGCACAUAAAUAUGCUGUUAGAAGUUAUAGUAAGGAUAUUGGAAAAUCUGCCCCAAUAGUAAAUAGAGGCAAAGUUACGCCUUUGCCACCUCUGUCGGAGCCUAUGCCAGAUCUUCCCCCAGUAGUUUAUUCCACAUCAAAAUCUGAAGAUGUAGUUACAGAGGUAACUGUACUUAGCAAUGGACUAAGAGUAGCAUCUGAAAAGAAAUUCGGACAGUUUUGUACUGCUGGUGUUGUUAUUGAUUCUGGUCCAAGAUAUGAAGUAGCUUAUCCAAAUGGCAUUUGUCAUUUUCUUGAAAAACUCAGUUUUGGUGCAACACAUAAAUAUGCUACACGUGACGUGAUGCUCAAAGAACUGGAGCGACACGGAGGUAUCUGUGAUUGUCAGGGUUCUCGUGACACUACUGUUUAUGCAACAAGUGCAGACUCCAAAGGCUUAGAAGCAGUUACUCAGGUGUUAGCUGAAGUUACACUGAGACCACAAUUAUCUGAAGAAGAAAUAGAGUCAGCUAGACAGGCAGUUGCAUUUGAAUUAGAAACUUUAUCUAUGAGACCAGAGCAAGAAACAAUAUUGAUGGAUAUGAUUCAUGGGGCUGCUUACAAAAAGAACACACUUGGAUUACCAAAGAUUUGUCCUAUUGAAAAUGUACAUAAAAUAAAUCGCAAUAUCAUAUUGAAUUACCUAAAGAAUCACUACACACCAGAUAGAAUGGUUGUUGCUGCUGUUGGGGUUGACCAUGAGCCUUUUGUGGAAUUUGUCCAGAAGUAUUUUGUUGACAUGAAGCCGACAUGGCACACACCAGAUAGUUCUACUUUCACACCUGCUGUAGACAAGUCUAUUGCUCAGUAUACAGGUGGAAUGGAACAGGAAGACUGUGAAAUCCCAUUAUAUCCAGGUUCUGAUUUACCAGAACUAUCACAUGUGGUUAUUGGAUUAGAGAGCUGUUCUCAUGGUGACCCUGACUUCGUAGCAACAUGUGUGUUAAACAUGAUGAUGGGAGGUGGUGGUUCAUUCUCGGCUGGAGGGCCUGGCAAAGGAAUGUAUACUCGACUUUACACCAAUGUACUGAAUAGAUAUCACUGGAUGUUUAAUGCUACAGCCUAUAACCACGCGUACGGCGACACUGGGCUGUUCUGUGUACAUGCGGCAUCUCCACCUGCCCGUAUUUAUGAUACAACGAUAGUGAUCGCACGGGAGCUUGGCAAUAUGAUUGGAAAAGUAGGAGAAAUGGAACUUAGGAGAGCUAAAACUCAAUUACAGUCAAUGUUAUUGAUGAAUUUAGAAGCUAGACCAGUAGUGUUUGAAGAUGUUGGCCGACAAGUGCUUGCGACCGGCAAGAGAAAGCCGCCUUCGUUCUUUAUCAAUGAAAUCGAAAAAAUCACAGCUGAUGACAUUACCCGCGUCGCAAGGCGAAUGUUGAGCACACGUCCGGCAGUAGCCGCUCGCGGAAAACUCGCUAACCUUCCCUCUUUCGAAGAGAUUCAAUCAAAUAUGACUCUUAAUAAUGACGCGCCCCAAGGACGAAGAUUAAACUUAUUCCGUGCUUAA
This is a messenger RNA of Arctia plantaginis, 1614 nucleotides long. The record is from the annotation of a GenBank genome assembly. NCBI's taxonomy places the organism in Eukaryota, Metazoa, Arthropoda, Insecta, Lepidoptera, Erebidae.